AUCAGAGGUCCAAUUUGCACCAGGUCCCGACGUAUCUUCAAGUUUUUGGGCCAACAACAUAGCCACAGAAAUGAGGGGCGGAGACUAACUGGAGCUAGACCGGAAGUGUGCUAGCCUGUUUUGAGCAGCCAGGCGAGCGAGGAUGGCAGAGUACUUGGCCUCCAUUUUUGGGACAGAGAAAGACAAAGUCAAUUGCUCUUUUUACUUUAAAAUCGGUGCCUGUCGACAUGGCGACCGUUGCUCCAGAUUACACAACAAGCCAACAUUUAGCCAGACAAUUGCCCUGCUCAAUAUUUACCGGAACCCUCAGAACAGCGCUCAGUCUCUGGAUGGGCUGACCUGUACUGUCAGCGACAUGGAGAUGCAGGAGCACUACGAUGAAUUCUUUGAGGAAGUCUUUACAGAGAUGGAAGAAAAGUACGGAGAAGUGGAGGAAAUGAACGUCUGUGACAACCUUGGGGACCACCUUGUAGGAAAUGUUUAUGUAAAGUUCCGCAAUGAGGAGGAUGCUGAGAAGGCCGUGAUAGACUUGAACAACCGAUGGUUCAACGGGCAGCCCAUCCACGCAGAGCUCUCUCCAGUCACAGACUUCAGAGAGGCCUGCUGUCGCCAGUAUGAGAUGGGAGAAUGCACUCGUGGAGGCUUCUGUAACUUCAUGCAUCUGAAACCCAUCUCACGUGAACUCAGAAGAGAGCUCUAUGGACGCCGCAGGAAGGGCCGCCACCGGUCUCGGUCCCGAUCCAGAGACCGGGAUAGAGGUCGAGGAGGAGGCCGCAAUCACGAGAGGCGUCGGUCCAGAGACAGAGAGCGUUCAGGAAGAUUCUGAAUUACGAGUAUUGAUCAUUUACUUCUCCAUCCCUGAAUCCAUCACUGUGUUAUUUUUUUGUUUUUUUUUUAGUUUGUGUCCUGCCUCAUUUGAUUUUAAUACAAGGCAGGUUUUUGAAAAUUUGUGAAAAUAACUUUCACCUCAUUAAAUCUAAGGUUUCUACUCAAA
Messenger RNA from Cyprinodon variegatus (sheepshead minnow), 994 nucleotides. Its product is annotated as splicing factor U2AF 35 kDa subunit-like. Lineage: Eukaryota; Metazoa; Chordata; Actinopteri; Cyprinodontiformes; Cyprinodontidae. Gene Ontology annotation, cellular component: U2AF complex; spliceosomal complex. The record is from RefSeq and is a predicted model, not a curated record. Gene Ontology annotation, biological process: mRNA splicing, via spliceosome. The transcript has 9 exons. The coding region runs from base 143 to 826 and encodes 227 amino acids. Gene Ontology annotation, molecular function: metal ion binding; pre-mRNA 3'-splice site binding.